AUGGACUCGUUGGAUCUCGUGUGCAGCGUGGUAGGCUGCAGCGCAGCCGAAAUUGAGAAAGCCGUCGCGGAGAAGUCAUUCCUGAAUCUCUGCAACCGGCCGAUGUCUAAUGGGCAGUACCCCAUUCACGCCUUGGCAAGCAGACACAACGCGCAAGGUGUGGAAUUGUUACUGCAGGCGGGCGCUGAUACGAACCAAGCGUCUAACGAGCCCGGGAACCGGCUAGGCUUCACAGCAGUCCACUAUGCAGCGAUUGCCAACUGUGUGUGUGCGCUGGAGGUGCUGAAGCGUUACCACGCCGACCUUGAUCGCCCUGCCGCGGAUCAGUGGACCCCCCUGCAUGCGGCCACGUUUCGCGGGCGGAGCGCGGCGGUCCGGGCACUGGUGGAGCUAGGCGCAAACAUCGACUGCACUACCAGCGAAGGGCACACACCGCUCGUGUUCGCUGCUAACCUCGGCCGAAUCAAGGAUGCGCGCUAUCUGCUUCAGAACAACGCGAUGGUUCAGCUCAACGAUGCACACCGCGACAACCUUCUUCACUACACGCUGCACUACCGACUUGCACAGACCGUGAAUGGGGACUACAAGCUCCCCGAUAGCCAGCUCGACAUGGCUGUGCUGCUGGUGCUCAACGGCGUUCGCCCGGAUGAGCAGAACCACGAGGGGGACACCCCCACGCGAUACGCUGCCGCAACACUGCCAUCACUUCCCAAAGCGCUAGACCUUCUCUUUGCCGAUGCCGACAAGCUUCUUUGUAUGCCGACCGAGCUCAACUAUCAAACGCUAGUCAGCGCUACAGCCGACUUCCUUGUAGACAAAAUGGGCAUGGCGGCCGCGCAGGCGCAGGCCCUCGUCGACACUAUGGCAGCACUGGAAAAUGAGCGCAAGGCGAAUCGACCAAUGCGGACUGUCGCUGCGCACUGCUUAACCGAUGCUUCGGCCUCUCCCGCCCUGCCUGCAGACCACCCAGCGGUACCUGCGGAGGUGCAGGCUCUACCCGGUGGAAAGCCUAACAGGGAACAGUGCCCUUUUCUCGCACGAGCCGCGAAGCUGCAAGCGAACGAGCACGCCACCGAGAGCAAAGGCACUUGUCUGCGCUGCCCCUUUGCCUUCUUAAUAAUGCGGUGUGGCAAGGGGACGCUUCUGUUCGUCGGGACCGCAUUUUUGCUUGGCUACUACUGUGGCCAUAAAGCGCGCUGUAUGAGGCAGAGAGUGUAG
Molecule: messenger RNA, 1218 nt
Organism: Leishmania mexicana MHOM/GT/2001/U1103
Lineage: Eukaryota; Euglenozoa; Kinetoplastea; Trypanosomatida; Trypanosomatidae
Exons: 1
Coding region: 1-1218 (405 amino acids)
Molecular function (GO): protein binding
Source: RefSeq, a predicted model, not a curated record